Rubroshorea leprosula is the source of this 778-nucleotide messenger RNA. The record is from the annotation of a GenBank genome assembly. NCBI's taxonomy places the organism in Eukaryota, Viridiplantae, Streptophyta, Magnoliopsida, Malvales, Dipterocarpaceae.
AGAGAAAACCCCAAAUUGGAGAGUAGAGGAGAGGAUUGAGAUCCGAAUAGUGCUUCUUACGGGCGGACGACUGGUUUCUUCAAUCGAGAAAGGGAACGAGAUCAAACCAAGGGGGGCUUCCUUGAAAUCGAAAGCCAUUAUACGGUGGUUAAUGGAUUCUUCUGAGGAUAGGGAGGCUGCUCAUUCAACAGUUGGUUUGAUGAGAGGAAUUUGGUGGAGCAUGGGCCGCAUUCUUCCAGAACAACUUUUGGACAUCAUCAAACCAAGGGUAACUUUGGAACAUUUAUAUCUCAAUGUAAUAUGUUGGAACUUUGAUCUUAUGUUCAAUUGGGUACAUAAUCUCCUUUAUAAGUAUUGGAGGACUUAAGCAUUGGGGACCUACUCUUCUAUCAUUAUCAUUGUUAUGAUUUUCCUGAUUGUAAAACUUUUAGGGUACUGGUAGGGGGAACUGCAUUAGAAGUUUAGAUAUUGCUUGUAGCCUUUUGGUCAAGUUUGCUGCUUGGUAGUUUCACUAACCUUUUUCAUAUGCUGGACUUACAGAAAUGCCUCCUAUGUUUUAAUCUCCCACUGGCAAAUGUCCUUGUUUCUUUUACAUAUGUACUAUGAGAAGUAAGUAGACUCUCUUUCUCUAUCUCCUAUGUUUCAAUCUCCCACUAACCUUUUUCAUAUGCUGGACUUACAGAAAUGCCUUCUAUGUUUUAAUCUUUCGUCGGUGACUGUCUUUAUCUCCCACUGGUUUGUCUUUGUUGCUUUUACCUAUGCACUAAGCGAAGUUUAG